UGCUACCAUUUGCACCAUUGCCAUCUUUGCCGCCACCCACCCACUCCUUCUUCUUUUAACCUCCACCGAAGAGAGAGCGACGCGCCGCGCCCCAUCCUGGAUCCCGUCGUAGUCUAUUUCUCAAAAGGACCUGCGCCUGCCUACGGUGGCUGAGCAAUACAGCGCGCCGUGCCUGGCUGCCUCCCGCCCCGCAUCUCUUUGCAUCACCACGGAGCACGACAGGACCACAAGGCCACACCACUACCUCUUCAUCCACAUCUGGCAGUAACCACACCAUCCACAUCUGGGUCUAGUACUGCCUCCCUCUCACCAUCCACUCUCGUCUCGUUCGCAUCUGCGGCCGUAGACAUCACCACAUCGACCAUGUCCCUCUCGUCAGAGGUCCACUCGCCCUUUUACCAUCCUCACAUCACUUCCACAUCCAGCAGGACUGCCUUCAACGAGGACAGCCCACCAGGCCUCACCGCCUCGGGCUCUUCUGACGACGGCUCCUCACCUUCGUCCGUAGCGGGCGGUAGGGCCCACUCGGCAUCCUCUUCCUCCUCUUCCAAGGCAGCAGGUAGCUCAAAGCCGGGUCUCGGUGGAUCCAGCUACCACCAAGCCAUGAGUCCCUGGGCUUCUACCUCGGACGACAGCUUUGCAGGUUCCCGUAGAGGAUUUGCAGACGACGACAUGGACUUUGCUUCCUUUAGCAGUGCCAAUGAGCGUAGCUUCAGCCAAUCCAGUGGCGGCUACCUAGCAUCGCCCGCCAUGUCUACCUCACACAACAACUUUUCCAUCAGCGCUUCGCCGGCCAUGUCCUCCUCUGUCUUUGCCUCACCCACCAAUGAUGAGGCAAAGGAGAUGAGAGCCGCUUCGCAGAGGAUGAGCAAUGUCAAUGGUGGCCACAUGACGGCCCCCAUGAAGGCAUAUAGCAAUGGAACGCCAUGGGCAGAUGAGCACAUCAAUGAUGAGCAGAUGUUCGAUUCCAUCAUCGAUGAAAACAGCUUCGGACCUCCAUCCACUCGCACCUCAGAAUACAGUGGCUCGCCGCCUCCCCGUUCGUCGCAUCUUUCAUCCGCCUUUGGAGCUAUGCAGAUUCCUAACAGCUUUGCGUCGACUUCGUCCACGACAAGCACGACCAACAUCAAGACUGAGCAGCAGUCAGAUGGAUGCCCUACCCCUGCAGCUGUCACGGCCUCUGCAACCCCAGCAUGGUCGCCUCGCGCAACUACUUCAGCCUCGGCCAGCACAUCAAGACGAGGCUCCAUCGAUGCUGCCAAGGCGGCGAGCAUGAUCAAGACUGCUAGACGGGAGAGUCAUGGAGGUUCGGCGAGCUCCGAUGGAGAAGUCUCGCUCUCUGCAGCGGUCGUGUCAAGACCUGACGCGGAUAGUCUCGCAGACCUGCAGAUCCAUGUACAUGGCAUUCCCGCCCGUGGUGCCAAGUCGAGAGUGGAGACCCAGAUCAAGGCUCAUCUCGAGCUCGUGAGACCACUUUCUUCUGGCAAGGGGUCAUCGGAGGACGUAGCUGCAUGGGAGCGCAUCGGCAGCUACUCUCAUCUCAAGCUACCCCCGCUGAGCGCUACCAAGCGCAAGACGAAGAAGAAUCAGCAGAGCAUCGGUGACAUCCCCAAAGAGAAGACUCUCUACCUUGAUGUAGCCGUGGUCAAUGCCUCGCCGCCCCACCAGCGCGCUUUUGCCUGCACUGGUUGCAGCGAGCGAGAGAAGAAGCGAGCAGAUAGGAGAAAGAGCUGCAAGGCAAAGACUGGGCCGCUACCCACAGAGGAGGAGAUGCGCAAGCUUGGCAUCGACCCUCAAGACCCCAAAGCAGCCGAAUUGGCAGCCGAGAGGCUCACUCACGAGGAAGCAAAGCGGAUCAUCCUCUUCAAUUGCGGCGACUACAUCGAGUUCAAGGAUGGACACGCUGAGCUGCCCACGCGAAUCACCUGCUACUGCCGCCACCACAAGGAGAAGUUGGGCUUCUGCAUUUUGUUCACCAUGCGGAAUUGGAAGGGCAAGACAGUCGCUUGCGGGUCGACUCCUGCUAUCAUGAUCACUGACGAUCACAAAUCGUCAGCUGCUCUGGAGAGGUUCAGGCGGGAUGCAGCGGCAAAUAGCAAUGCUGCGCCCAAUGGGGACGAUGCCGAUACCUCCGAACAGCAGAGGCGCAGUCGCUCAGCGACGUCCUUCGAUCGCAGUCGGGCGAACUCGUACGAUGGUAAUGAGAACGGAACGGCAGGUGGGGCAAAUAGGCACAAGGUCAAAAAGAGCCGGCCGAAACCGUAUGAUUCGCAACGGCGCUCUGCCUCUGGAGUUGGCGGCUUCGGCAUGACUGCCCUCAGCAGCAAUGGCGGCUCCACAUUGGAUACGGUCGAAGACGUUGGGAAGGAUGAGCCUCAACCAGAUCUGGUGCAGAUGCUCGCUGCCAUCGGUAACGAGAGAGCAAGCCUGGUGAAUUCUGGAGCCGUCACCAAUGCGGAUACGAGCCGCAUUGCUUCUCCCGAGGUGCAACAGCAGCCACAAACACAUCCAGACUUUAAUUCUUUGCUCGCCGAGGGCUCCAUUUCCCCCGAUACGCUCAUGACAAAUCCUCUCAGUCUGCCCAACUUCGACUUCACUCAUCCUGCCAUUGCGCAACAGAUGCUUGCUCUUCUUGGUCAUCAGGGCUUUAUGCCUCAGCUUUCUGGGGUUAUGCCAAUGGGGUCUGACAUGCAGCAACAUCAAGCUCAAAUGCCACAACCGACUGAGCCAGCGCAGCCACUUGCCACAAUUUCAAAGGUCAUUCCUGGCGAAGGUCCGACCACUGGUGGUGUCGAAGUGACGAUCCUCGGAGACAACUUCGCCGAGGGCAUGACGUGCUUCUUUGGCGACAUUGCUGCCAGCUCGACGAGGGUAUGGGCUUCCAAUGCGCUACUCUGUGUCCUGCCACCCAGCCCCAGUCCUGGACCGGUAGCUGUGACCAUCAAGACUGCAGAGGAGCUCAACAGUGGUUACGUCCAGCCGAGGCCACAAGGUGCACUACAGCUCUUCACGUAUGUCGACAAGUCCGACACUCAGCUGAUGGAGCUAGCGUUGCAGGUGGUGGGCUUCCAGCAGACAAGGACGAUGCAGGUGCCUCGGGAGAUUGCACUUCGUCUCCUGGCCACUGGACAAGGAGGCUCGGGAGCAGCGAAUGGAGGUCAGCAGUACUCUGGGGGCGCUCAGCAGCAUCAGCUGGGCACGAAUGGGCGCAACGCGAUCGCAGGCGUCUUCGCAGCUGCUGCACAGACUAGCUCGCACGGCAGUCUGGGAGAAGGAACCUCGACGUCGAGCUUCCAGGAUACCAUUAUCAACUUCCUCUCGCUACUGGAAGUUGACACUGGUAUGCCGCGCCGUGAGGAUGCCAUUCGCCUCGCCAACUCGAGUGGACACACGCUCCUACAUCUGGCCGUCAUCCUCGGUUUCCACAGGCUUGCCUCUAAGCUCCUCGCCCUCGGUUGUCCCGUCGAUGCACGGGACCGAGGAGGCUACACUGCCCUGCACCUUGCUGCUCUCACUGGCCGCACUACGGUAGCUCGCAUCCUCCUCAACCAUGGCGCUAGAAGUCUGAGGACAUCGCAUUCUGGUCAGAGUCCAUUCGACUUUACCAUCCGUCAAGACUAUCCUGAGAUCGAGAGGAUGUUGAGGGACUCGGCAAUUCAGCAGAGCGGUACUCUCCAAGGGUACUCUGGAGGCGGCGGAUACGAUGGUGAUGAUGAUACCAUCAGCUCUUACUCAGAGAGUGAAGAGGCCGAGGACGUUGCGGAUGCGGAUGACGAUUGGAGUAGCAGUGAGGAGGAAGAGGAAGAGAGCGAGGAAGACGACGUAGAAACGGGCGUCAUGGACUCGUCUGACUCUACGCCACGAGCAGUCACAAGCCCUCUGGCACUCGAUUUGGGAAUGACGAGUCUGGACAAGAAGCUCUCCCCUGCCAAGCUGGACGAGAAGGAGAAGAGUGAAAAGCGUGGACCGCUCGCUAGCAAUCACGCUCUGCGCAUUCUCGCCAACAAGCUUCCCGGUGGAGUGAGCUUCUUGGACGUCACGGAUCGACUGCUGCCACACUCGCUGCAGCAACGCAUGCAAGCCGUGGCCGUCUUCCAGAUGACGAUGCCUGCUCCUCCUAGCCUGCGCAAUUGGGUCAGCAGCAGCGGUAGCGCAACCAGCGGAGAAGGCUCUGCUGCUGCAGAGGGUGGUAAAAGUCAGAAAGUCAGUGAGGACGCGCUGGCUCAUGCUGAUGAGCACGAGGAGACUUCUCGUCUCACGACAUUGUGGAGACAUAUUCUCGACGAGACGAACACUUGGAGACUUUCUGCAGGCCAUAUCGCUCCGCCGCCGGCAUAUGAGACGGCUACUGCUACGCUCUCUGAGGCUGUGGAUCAGGAAGGGACAAGUGCAGAGCUAGGAGAGAACACGAGAGAGGAGACUGCCUCGACUGGUCAGGCUGGCCCGUCGAGUGCUUCUUCGACUUCUACUUCGGCAACUGCAACACCAGGCACCGCUUCGACUUCCGCUCCACUGAAGCACCGAAGAUCCUCCCGUCGCUCCUCCCCCUCUUCUGCUCCUUCUCCUACUUUGCCCUCCUCCUCCACCUCUUCUCCCCCAACCUCCUCCUCGCCCUCUUCUUCGACCUCAACAACAUCAACAACAAUGGGAGUCGAAGACGACUGGAUGCUCAAGUGGUUCUGGCUACCCUGUCUCAUCCUAGCACUCCUCUUGGCAAUGUUCUCCACUGGACCCCUUUCGGUAAAGAGCCUACUGGGGUAUGUUCCCAAGAUUGGAGGAGGAGUGGCGAGCGCUGCGGCUGCGGGGAUGGGAGGGUUGGCUGGAGCGGCUGGUGCAGGAGUGGGAGCGGUUGGUGGACCUGGACCUGGACCUGGACCUGCUGGAGUGGGGAGGGGAUGAUGAUGAAUAACUUCGAGGGCGCUUCGCUUCGCUGCGUGUAUAGAUGGGUCGAUUGCUUUUCUUUCUUUCUUUCCAUAUUACACUACAUUACGCUACGCUACACCACACUAUACUUUAUCGCUUCUCUUUUUGGAUUUGUACUCCUGUUUCCUGUCACGACUCUCCUUCUUUCCCACCUUCCUUUCUUUUGAUUGAUCAGUUGAUUGAGUUAGUGUGUGAUGCCCUUGAACGUUUUUGAUUCUCUCUUAUAAUUGUACAAUG
This is a messenger RNA of Microstroma glucosiphilum, 5160 nucleotides long. RefSeq lists its product as hypothetical. Gene Ontology annotation, cellular component: nucleus. The transcript has 2 exons. Gene Ontology annotation, molecular function: double-stranded DNA binding; protein binding; transcription coregulator activity. Bases 364 to 4899 code for a protein of 1511 amino acids. Gene Ontology annotation, biological process: regulation of transcription by RNA polymerase II. Lineage: Eukaryota; Fungi; Basidiomycota; Exobasidiomycetes; Microstromatales; Microstromataceae. The record is from RefSeq and is a predicted model, not a curated record.